AUGUGAGCGGAUCAGCUGCAGGUCUGAUGGUGAUGAUGAUGAUGAUGAUGAUGAUGGUGGUGGAGGUGGAGGUGGAAGUCUGAGUCAGACCAGGAUGCUCAGAGCCGCUCCAGACUGAACCAAACCCGGACACAGAUUCAGCUCCAGACCGAGAGGAAGGAAGACGGUGAGUCCGCAGACAGCGCAUCUUCCCCGGCCACCGAACCGACACUCAGCCCGGAGAACACGCACCGAGAGCCGGACAGCUGGAUCCGAACCCACCGGCCCGGCUCAGUGCGGGUCCGGGUCUAGUGCUCAGGCCAUCGAUCCGACAGCAGCCUCUGGACUCCACCUCCCAGAAUGCCGGAGCAGAGCAACGACUACCGGGUGGUGGUGUUUGGAGCCGGUGGCGUCGGGAAGAGCUCGCUGGUUCUUCGCUUUGUGAAAGGAACAUUCAGAGACACAUACAUCCCCACGGUGGAGGACACCUACAGACAGGUCAUCAGCUGUGAUAAAAGCGUCUGUACGCUGGAGAUCACAGACACAGCAGGAAGUCACCAGUUUCCCGCCAUGCAGCGUCUGUCCAUCUCCAAAGGCCACGCCUUCAUCCUGGUCUACUCCAUCACCAGCCGCCAGUCGCUGGAGGAGCUGAAACCCAUCUACCAGCAGGUUGUGACCAUCAAAGGCAGCAUGGACGCCAUUCCCAUCAUGCUCGUGGGCAACAAAAGCGACGAGACGGCGCAGCGCGAGGUGGAGGCGAAGGAGGGCGAGGCCCAGGCCACUGCCUGGAAGUGCUCCUUCAUGGAGACGUCGGCCAAGACCAACUCCAACGUGAAGGAGCUGUUCCAGGAGCUGCUGGCCCUGGAGAAGAAGAGGGACAUGAGUCUGGGCAUCGACGGCAAACGUUCAGGGAAACAGAAACGAGCCGACAAGCUGAAGGGGAAGUGCAGCGUCAUGUAGAGCGAGUGGAGGACUCGCCAAACUUCUUCUUCUUCUUCUUCUUCUUUGGUGGUGUCCUCCUCCGUCUGUCUGAACUCUGGAGCCCAGACGAACAACGAGACCAGAGAGACUGGUCCAGGCUGCUGCCCCCAAAGAACCAGAAACACUUCAUAGAAAUCAUCCACGUCUCCCUUCACUUCUGUCUGACAGCAAAGUCCUUCAUGUUUUAGUUUCCUGUGUUCAGACAUGAGCUUAAAACAUGUUGUUGUUUCCUAUAUUUAUACCUUGUAUGCGACCAACUCUCACCUUCUUCACAACACGUUCAUGUUAGCAUGCUAGCUAUUUAUUUUAGCCUCCUAAACUAUCCAUGAACCACGCGAAGCUUUAGAUACCGAGGUCCGUCCUCCACCUCCUGCCAUCAUCAGUGAAUGAGCUACAUUUACCCUGGAUGAACAAACCUUCCAUUGUGUUCUGGACAGACGAGCAUGCAGGAUGUGAUUAGCCUAGCUUAGCUCAAACACUGGAAGCAGGGGGAAACUGUUAGCUUAGCUCCAUCAUCAUGUUGUCGGAUUGAAAUGAUUCUUUUGGGUUAAAUUAAGGUUGUAAAUCCAGUUUUAAUAAAAUGGAAGCAGUGAGUGGAGGAUGUUUUUAUUCGUCACCUUUACUGGAUCCCUGUUAGCAUCAGAUCAGGAUUAUUACAUUUUGACUUUAAUAACAAGAAUAAAACCAGAUUUGAAAGAUG
Molecule: messenger RNA, 1660 nt
Organism: Mugil cephalus (flathead mullet)
Lineage: Eukaryota; Metazoa; Chordata; Actinopteri; Mugiliformes; Mugilidae
Gene: diras1a
Product: DIRAS family, GTP-binding RAS-like 1a
Exons: 4
Coding region: 340-939 (199 amino acids)
Biological process (GO): signal transduction
Cellular component (GO): plasma membrane
Molecular function (GO): GDP binding; GTP binding; GTPase activity
Source: RefSeq, a predicted model, not a curated record